AUGAACGAGAAGGCCAACGUUACCAAGGAGCUCAACGCCAAGCACAGAAAGAUACUGGAAGGGCUUCUUAAAUUGCCAGAGAAUAGGGAAUGUGCUGACUGCAAAGCUAAGGGUCCAAGAUGGGCUAGCGUGAAUUUGGGUAUCUUUGUAUGCAUGCAGUGUUCUGGGAUCCACAGAAGUCUUGGGGUACACAUAUCGAAGGUGCGAUCUGCUACUUUGGACACAUGGCUUCCAGAGCAGGUUGCUUUUAUCCAAUCAAUGGGAAAUGAGAAGGCAAAUAGUUACUGGGAAGCAGAGCUACCUCCAAACUAUGACAGAGUUGGAAUUGAGAAUUUUAUUCGUGCAAAGUAUGAAGAUAAGAGAUGGGUUUCUAGGGACGGACAACCAAAACCACCUUCUAGAGGAUGGGAAGAAAAGACUUCCACACAUUGGCAGAGACCUGGAGAAAGAAGUGGGCAUGGGUAUGUAGGAAAUUCUGAAAAAACUUUUGAGGAAAGGAAGAACAUUCAAUCAACUAGUACACAACAAAGUGUUCCUGCUGCAAGAAUCAGUCUUCCUGUUCCUCCAAAAGGUCCUGAACAGGUUGUACAUGUCCCAAGACCACAAGAUGUUCAGAAAAUAGAACCAGCAGUUCCGCCAGCUACUGCAACAAAGCAAGUUGUUGACACUGCUCCUCCUGCCCCUCCAAAAGUUGAUUAUGCUAUUGACCUUUUCAACAUGCUUUCAGUGGAUGAUGGUCCAAGUGAGAACGGUUCAGAUGCAGCAUCUGCUGAAGAUAAUGAUUGGGCAGGUUUUCAGUCUGCUGAAAAGGCAUCGACAGCUGCUGAAAAGGUAUCAACAGCUGAGAAAACUGCUCCAUCAAGUGAAGCAGGGAGCCAUAGUCAAUCUUCAUCAGGAAUUGAGGAUCUAUUUAAAGAUGUACCUUCACUAACACCUGUUUCAGAGAAACCCCAGAAAGACUUAAAAAAUGAUAUUAUGAGUCUUUUCGAAAAGUCCAGCAUGGUGUCACCCUUCGCUAUGCAUCAGCAGCAACUUGCAAUGCUGGCUCAGCAGCAGUCUCUUCUCAUGGCUGCUGCAGCUAAAUCUGCUGGCAUGGAUCAAAAGUUUCCUGGUAUUAUUCAACAACCUGUGUCCAAUGGAAGCAAUUUACCCUCCCAAAGUUGGCCAAAUGUUGGCUAUCAAAUUCCGGGAUUGAUGAUGCCUGUAGAUGGACAGGCUGAGCUACAGAAAGUUACACAGAGUCAGACACAGAUCAUGGGACCAGCACAUCCACUGGGGAGCUCUGUUCCAUAUUCAACAUCUAGCUUUUAUAAUAUGGCCCAAGUUAACCCAGUUAAUGGCGCAAAAAAUGAUGGAGCGAAUAAGACUCAAUCUCCGUCUCCCGUAUCAUCUGCGACUUCUGCACAAUCGGCAAAAGAUUAUGAUUUCUCUUCUUUAACACAAGGAAUGUUUGCAAAACAGUGA
Molecule: messenger RNA, 1464 nt
Organism: Prunus armeniaca (apricot)
Lineage: Eukaryota; Viridiplantae; Streptophyta; Magnoliopsida; Rosales; Rosaceae
Source: the annotation of a GenBank genome assembly